UCAACAUAUAGCCAAGUGGUUUGAAUCUUGUUCAUUCUAUUCUUUUUCUUGUGGAAUUCUUAGUGGUUUGAUCUUUAAAGCAUGGCGUUUUUCAAGAGUUGUGCUGGAAUAGUGGCCAUCUCUGCUCUUGUUUUCACCAUUUUUAUGCCCUUCAUCGUUCAAGGCCAAUCGUUCCCUCCUGCUCCUUCUCCUGCACCUGGCCCUUCCAGCGAUGGUACCACAAUUGAUCAAGGGAUUGCUUACGUGCUCAUGUUUGUGGCACUGGUUCUGACAUACCUCAUCCACCCUCUUGAUGCGUUCUCACACUAGGCACUUCGUAGAAGAACUUCAGAGAGAUUGAACAUAGUGGGCGGUUUUUUAUUAUCUUCUCCUGGAUAAUUUUCUUGUACCUGGAGUCUUUUCAUUUUUCAUUCUGUUGUUAUUUUUUCUUCCAUAUUUUGCCGGCAGUGGGAUUUUUGUGUUCAUCUGUUAUACCUCUUAAUUGAGUAGUAAUUUAUCGUUACAUUUAUUCAUUUUCA
Messenger RNA from Neltuma alba, 518 nucleotides. Its product is annotated as arabinogalactan protein 41-like. Bases 82 to 309 code for a protein of 75 amino acids. NCBI's taxonomy places the organism in Eukaryota, Viridiplantae, Streptophyta, Magnoliopsida, Fabales, Fabaceae. The record is from RefSeq and is a predicted model, not a curated record. The transcript has 2 exons.